Penicillium antarcticum is the source of this 1392-nucleotide messenger RNA. RefSeq lists its product as uncharacterized. The transcript is spliced from 3 exons. The record is from RefSeq and is a predicted model, not a curated record. Lineage: Eukaryota; Fungi; Ascomycota; Eurotiomycetes; Eurotiales; Aspergillaceae. Gene Ontology annotation, molecular function: pectate lyase activity. The coding region runs from base 1 to 1392 and encodes 463 amino acids.
AUGUCACUCAUCAAAUCCCUCGUGGCAGCGGUCGCCCUCUUGGGCGCCCACACUCAUGCCACCGGCGUAUCAGGCACCGCCAUUGGUUUCGCAUCAGGCACAACAGGCGGUGGCAGUGCCAUCGCCGCUGCGCCUAGCGACACCACCGAGUUGACCAAGUGGUUGACCGACAGCACCCCAAGAACCAUUCUCAUCGACAAGGAAUUUAACUACCUCGGCACGCAGGGCAAGUGCACCGACUGCAAGUGCUGUAUCCCUGAGUCCAAUACCUGCGGCAGUGCCGGCCAGAACGCCAUUGAUAACUCCGACUGGUGUGGCAGCUACCCUACUACCACUUGUACUUAUGACAAGGCCGCCAUUGAGGGUAUCAAUGUUGCAUCGAACAAGUCUAUUGUUGGUGUUGGUAGCAAGGGUGUCAUUCGCGGUAAGGGUCUUCGUUUGACUGGCGUCAGCAAUGUUAUCAUUCAGAACAUCCAUAUCACUGAGUUGAACCCUCAGUUUAUCUGGGGUGGUGAUGCUAUUACUCUUGACGGUACCAACAACAUCUGGAUUGAUCAUGUCAAGGUCAACCUUGUUGGCCGUCAGAUGUUUGUUUCCGGUUACAAGGCUAGUGGCGCCGUCACCAUCUCCAACUGUGAGUUCGAUGGCCAGACCAGCUGGUCUUCUUCUUGCGAUGGCCACCACUACUGGACAGUCCUGGGCUACGGUAAGGAUGACCAAGUAACCUUCACCGGAAACUACAUUCACCACACCUCGGGCCGCUCCCCCAAGCUCGAAUUCAACAGCUUCUGGCAUGCCUACAACAACUACUGGUUCAACAACACCGGCCACGCCUUCGACGUCGGCGAAAACACCAACGCCCUGAUCGAAGGCAAUGUCUUCCACCAAGUCGAGACCCCUUUCCUGGAUGAUAGCAAUCCCGGCGCAACCUUCGCAGUGACCUCCAGCUCGGCGACAACCUGCAAGUCCAAGCUCGGCCGCACCUGCUCCCCCAACUCGCUCGUCAACUCAGGCGCCCUUUCCGCCAGCGACGAGUCCGUCCUGAGCGCCAUGCCCAAGAACGAAACCAACGUCAACGUCCUGGCUGCCAGCCGCGUCCGCUCAUCUGUUUUGAAUAAUGCUGGUGUUGGUAAGCUCAGCUCAUCAAACGCUAAGCGUCAGUUACAGGACUUCCCUGCUCGUGCGCUUUCUUCUGCUGGCCCUGGUGCUUCCCCUGUUGGUCCUAGGCCUACUUGGAGCUGGAGGACCGUUGGUGUUAAGCCUACUCCUUCUGGCUUGCCCACUGGCCUCCCUACCGGACUCCCAACUGGUUGGCCUACUGCCUUCCCCGAGCCUACUGGUCCUCCUUUUGGUGGUGAACGCGGCGCUGGCUUCCCCUUUGGGUGGUUCUAA